This is a messenger RNA of Vicugna pacos (alpaca), 1284 nucleotides long. Lineage: Eukaryota; Metazoa; Chordata; Mammalia; Artiodactyla; Camelidae. The record is from RefSeq and is a predicted model, not a curated record.
GAUUUUGUUUUUGUUUGUUUUUUCUUUAUAGCAAAGUAUCCUGAGAUAAAAUCCUUGAUGAAACCUGAUUCCAACUUGAUAUGGAUUAUAAUCAUGAUGGUUCUCACUCAGCUGGUUGCCUUUUAUUUAGUGAAGGACUUGGACUGGAAAUGGGUCAUAUUUUGGGCAUAUGUCUUUGGCAGCUGCAUUACCCAUUCAAUGACUCUGGCUAUUCAUGAAAUUUCCCACAAUAAUGCCUUUGGCCACUACAAAUCUAUUUGGAAUCGUUGGUUUGGAAUAUUUGCUAAUCUUCCUAUUGGUGUUCCAUAUUCAAUUUCCUUUAAGAGGUACCAUAUGGAUCAUCAUCGAUACCUCGGGGGUGAUGGCAUUGAUGUGGAUAUUCCAACAGAUUUUGAAGGCUGGUUCUUCUGUACUGCUUUCAGAAAGUUUAUAUGGGUUAUUCUUCAACCUCUCUUUUAUGCUUUUCGACCUCUGUUCAUCAAUCCCAAGCCAAUUUCUUAUCUGGAAAUUAUAAAUACAGUGAUCCAGAUCACUUUUGACGUUGUGAUCUUCUACGUUUUGGGAAUUAAAUCUUUAGUCUACAUGUUGGCAGGAACCUUACUUGGUCUAGGUUUGCACCCGAUUUCUGGACAUUUUAUAGCUGAACAUUACAUGUUCUUAAAGGGACAUGAAACAUACUCGUACUAUGGGCCUCUGAAUUUACUUACCUUCAAUGUGGGUUACCAUAAUGAACACCAUGACUUCCCCAACAUUCCCGGAAAAAGCCUUCCCCUGGUGAGGAAAAUAGCAGCUGAAUACUACGACAACCUUCCCCACUACAAUUCCUGGGCAAAAGUACUGUAUGAUUUUGUGAUGGAUGAUACAAUAAGUCCCUAUUCAAGAGUGAAGAGGCAUCAAAAAGGCAAGGUGGUUCUGGAAUAAAUGUCAUUAUUGGCAAAGGAAUUCCUCUCAGACUUUAAAAUAGCUGAUAAAGUGGAACUUUUUGCAUUAUUAAUUUAAGACCUGGUGAUGUGUAGAAGCUGCCCUUGUACAGAUUCAAAGUAUGAUCACCAUGGUAUCAAGAAGCUAAUCUGGCUUUAAACAGUCAGCCUGUCUGCUCCGUGUUCAGCUUUACUCACAGGAAGCUUGUUUGUUGUGUUACCUCGUGCAGGAGGUUGUCACUGAUGUCUGACAUUUUGUAAACAUAUCAUAAACAAAGCUCUUACAAAGCUAUUUCUUGUAUGUUAUUUUCACUCUAAGGAUUUACUUUAUUAAACAGCUAAUAAACUGAGCUAUUGAUCACAA